AUGUCUUUCAUAAUACUGACUCUGCUCCUAGCAGUAAUCCAACUAUUUGGCCAAAUAGACAACGUGUUUGGUUUUGAAAUAGACAUCUCUGAAGCUCCUUGGCAGGCAUCAGUUCUGGUGCAUGACAAGCAUCGUUGCGGCGGGGUGAUCUACAAGGAUAAUGUCAUCCUAACCAUUGCUCAGUGUGUCAAAGGUGUUAGAACGGGUAACCUUGCGGUUCGAGUGGGCUCCGACCAGAUGGAUCUCGGCGGUCAAGUGGUACCCGUAACAAAGGUGGUCAUGCAAUUGAUGGGUUCGCGUCCCAGUGAUGUGGCCAUCCUGACUCUAAAGGACUCCGUUGAAUUGAACGACAACGUCAAACCCAUUGAGUUGGCCAGCAGAACCCCCAGGACGGGCACUAAGGCCUCAGUCACUGGCUGGGCAAAUGUGGUGGGUGAAGAGCCUGCUGAGGAAAUUUUAAUGAAAACGAAUCUCACCAUUGUUGAAAAGCGAGAUUGUAGGGGAAAUGAUUACCUUAUCAAGCGGAUCUUGAGUCUCGACGAACUGUGUGCCUCGAAAUCGAACUCUUCGAACCUCAUCUGCCAAGGCUUUUCCGGGGGACCGUUGGUUUCCGAUGGAAAACUGAUUGGCAUCGGAUCCUGGAACUCCAAAUGCGACUUCCUAAGAUCGCCACUGUAUAUGCUGAUAUUCCCAUGA
This is a messenger RNA of Drosophila serrata, 696 nucleotides long. RefSeq names its product trypsin-1. Gene Ontology annotation, molecular function: serine-type endopeptidase activity. Lineage: Eukaryota; Metazoa; Arthropoda; Insecta; Diptera; Drosophilidae. Gene Ontology annotation, biological process: proteolysis. The record is from RefSeq and is a predicted model, not a curated record.